GAAAUCAAUAUUGCAGUAAACAUUGCAAUAGAGCUGUCAACAUGCCUCGCCGCGUGUCGAAGUCCGAGCUCCCGAAUGGCAAGCCGGCUGCGGAUGAGUCUGAGGAUGGCGAUGUAGCCGAGUUCAUGCGCCAGGAAGCCGCGUACCGUAAGGAGUUCGAACCCGUGGCGCCGUGGAAGCGCGACGACAUCCCGGACUACGGACCGCUGCAAGACCGUCAGCACGUGCUCAUCUUCGGUGCCGUGGGCGUGGUCUGCACCGUUCUAUACGAAGCCACCGACUAUUUCGACCAGAUCCACCGGUGGCUGGCCUACAUGGCUAUCUGGUUCCCGCUGUGGUUCCGUCUUCUCAGCCGUGUAUCACCCGCGCCGACCGACGACGAGCUGGACGCUCGGGAACGUCGUGAGUUCGAGCAGGAAUUGCAACGAAUUAUCGACGAGAAGGACGAGGUCGAUGACUGAAUGCGUCGAAUUAAAUGGGAAGAUAAAACUGCAACGAAAAAUGCGUAUAAAACACCUCAUUCGAUGUUCGUAGCUCUCAGGUCUCUACAAAGUCCACGGGUUUGGCUUGCUCUACUUGCGGAACCAGCCGAAGAAGCCGCCGCCACUCUCGUUGCCUGUAGUUGCGGCCUCGGCAGCCUUCUCCGCGUCUGUCUUGGUGCGCUCCGUCAGGUCCGGGAACUCCAGCUCGUUGAACGCCAUGUCGAACAGCAGCGGCU
Phytophthora nicotianae INRA-310 is the source of this 718-nucleotide messenger RNA. RefSeq lists its product as hypothetical. The transcript has a single exon. The record is from RefSeq and is a predicted model, not a curated record. NCBI's taxonomy places the organism in Eukaryota, Oomycota, Peronosporomycetes, Peronosporales, Peronosporaceae. The coding region runs from base 42 to 461 and encodes 139 amino acids.